AUGGAACGUUUUAUCUUGUUUACGCGCAUCAUAGUUAGGAGUGCACUUCCAAGACUAAGAGCCGCGGUUUACGCUGCUUUGAGGACGCUCAACGGUUCUCAGAACGUCUAUGCCACUGGUUCUGGGCAAACUGCCUCAAAGCUCCAGCAGCUCAACCUCACUCCGCGCGUCGCAGUUCAUACGAAUGGCACCUGGUACCCAGUUCUUCGGACGGAUAAUAGCACUGAUUACCUAUUUAUCCUCUCGAGAGACUCGGAUUCUCGAGGCCACCUCACUACUGGCAAGCGGAGACCAUUACUCCAUUAUCAGAGACGCGGGAACACUACAGAAAUCCCUCUUCAUGUUGCUGCUAAUCAAACGGUCGCUUUUGCCUUUAGCAACGAAUUGUGGUCUGAAAUCGAGACCCCGUAUCUUCAUGCCUUACGCGUCCCUUCAAACGUCCUUGAUUAUAAUUAUAGCACCUCCUGUGGUCUCCUGCUCCACACAUCCACCGAUCACUGCAAUGACUGCAAUUUUCAGCUCAGCAACGGAACUUCCUAUUACCUCUCCCUUGAUUCUACCUCUCUUACUUCUAACUUACAGCGGAACACAACUCACCAUCUCGACACUCUAGUCUUCUGGCUAGAUAUCCCAGGCCUUAAAAACGCUUCUGGUCUAGGCUACUACUCGUCUUUCUUCUCCUGGCCUCCGAGCUCUGCUUACAAUGUUGAUGGCGCAUACCUCACCUUCCCCAACAUUGCCCAAGGCAUCAAGGUGACCGUAAAUGGUCAUGACGUGGAACCUCUGGAUUUUACCAACCCUAGAGUUGACAUUGGCCCAUACAUCACCAGCGAUUCCAAUGAAGUGACUGCCAUGAUUUCCACGCUGAUGUGGAAUCAUAUUCGGAGUAUUUACGAUGAAAUCGAGAUAUCUGAGAUCGCGCCUCUACUGAGUGACCUGUUGCCCGAUCGGAUGGGUAAUGGCUUGAUCGGGGAAGUGAAGAUCAUUCCUUAUGUCACUACUCAAUAUAUGAUCUGA
This is a messenger RNA of Aspergillus eucalypticola CBS 122712, 1017 nucleotides long. RefSeq lists its product as uncharacterized. Lineage: Eukaryota; Fungi; Ascomycota; Eurotiomycetes; Eurotiales; Aspergillaceae. The record is from RefSeq and is a predicted model, not a curated record. Bases 1 to 1017 code for a protein of 338 amino acids. The transcript has 4 exons.